This is a messenger RNA of Xiphophorus hellerii (green swordtail), 625 nucleotides long. RefSeq names its product active breakpoint cluster region-related protein-like. Gene Ontology annotation, molecular function: GTPase activator activity. Gene Ontology annotation, biological process: signal transduction; positive regulation of GTPase activity. Gene Ontology annotation, cellular component: membrane. The record is from RefSeq and is a predicted model, not a curated record. NCBI's taxonomy places the organism in Eukaryota, Metazoa, Chordata, Actinopteri, Cyprinodontiformes, Poeciliidae. Bases 1 to 387 code for a protein of 128 amino acids. The transcript has 4 exons.
AUGAGGGUUUUUUUCUUCUUCAAUACCAAAGACAUCCUGGUGAUGCUGAGUGACAUGGACAUCAACGCCAUCGCAGGAACGCUUAAGCUGUAUUUCAGGGAGCUGCCGGAGCCUCUUCUCACAGACCGUCUCUACCCAGCCUUUAUGGAGGGCAUAGCUCUCUCAGACCCUGCAGCCAAGGAAAACUGCAUGAUGCAGUUUUGUGUUCAAAAACAUUUACUCCAAUAUUUAUGCAAUGUAUUAAACUUGGAAGAGAAAUGCUUCUCAAAUCGGUUCCAAAAUGUAAAUUAUAUUGCUGUCCAGGUGUUGCUCUACUACCUGCAGCAUCCUCCGAUCUCCUUCGCCGAACUCAAGCGCAACACGCUCUACUUCUCCACUGACGUCUAAAAAAAGCCGCCACCCCGCCGGGGGCUUCACCCGGACCGCGAGGGUGACACAGAGCGACUCCAUCCAGACCUCGGACCCCACCACCCAGCGCUCCAGCCUAAGCUCUGCUCCCAGCAGACCGCUCGUCUCUGCUGCCGUCCCUCGCUUCUCCCAUCUGAAGAGGAAGUCGAAACGGUUUUGCGGCAGCAACGCGACCGGCCUCUGUGGGAGCACACCGGGAAAUGUUCAGACGAGUGUC